UUUUUCGCUCUCCAUUGUUAUUGGAGACGUCAAGAUGGGGAGGUUGCCUUUCGAUCUUCUGAUUUUUUCCUCUAUAUUGUUAAUUCAAUGCCAAGCAAACGCUCUGGAUAACACAACAAAGAACGGUUUAGAUCCCAACAGGGAAAGAGGAGGUAAUAAGGCGAAUUCCCCAUUCGUUUCCAGGUUUCAGCGAACAUGUUCAACUCAAGAAUGUAAGGAAAAGGAAUUUAAUGAUAUGCUUGACUCCAUUCUAAGUUCGGAAACAACUACGGAGAAUGAACCGACAAAGGCUCCACCGAAGAUGGCUCCACAUACACCACGUCCUCCCUACAAGGUUCGACGAAGGAGAAACGGACACAUUCUUCAUGACAUUGUAUCAUGGGUUGAAAGAACAAAGAGGGCAAUAUUUGCAUUUGGGUAACUUUUUCACUUAGUUAUUUUCAAGGGAAAUACAAAAUAUUCACUUAAAA
Molecule: messenger RNA, 470 nt
Organism: Drosophila teissieri
Lineage: Eukaryota; Metazoa; Arthropoda; Insecta; Diptera; Drosophilidae
Exons: 3
Coding region: 35-421 (128 amino acids)
Source: RefSeq, a predicted model, not a curated record